GUGGUCGGUCAAAUACGCACACAUUUGCUCCGGAAAAUACAUUACAAUCCGUUCAAUCUGAUCAAAUUAUGUACUUUCACAUGGCAUCGCUUUGGCCUCCUAUCGGCUUGAAAAUAUUACUCCAGAGCUGCCAUUUUUAGAUUUUUGUUUUUUUGUUUUUGUGUUUUUAGAACGAUAUUUAUGAUAAAACAAAGAAGAACAGGGAUCGAUCAUUCGCAGGCUUAAAAAAAUUCCCAAAACGAAACAUACCCAGAUAUUGCAGUUUUUGACCCUAGUGUUGGUACGGGAUCACCAUGUUAAUUCAAGUAAAGUUUAGUUAUUUGCCUGGUAACAUGCUAUAGCUUGUUGGGGAUAGUGGAAUGGAAAGGAGAAGAGUAGAUGAUUAUGAACCAGGGCCAGUUCCUUCACCUCGACCAGUAGAUAAAUUUGGUUUUGUGAAGCAGGAACAAACUAGUCCUCCUGAAGGUGCAAUCAAGAGCAGGUCAGCCAUUGAAUUUGAGAGGGAGGAAAGAAAAGUUAGAAAAUGGAGAAAGAUGAUUGGGGUUGGAGGGAGUGAUUGGAAGCAUUAUGUUAGGCGAAAACCUCAUGUGGUCAAAAGGCGUGUAAGGAAAGGAAUUCCUGAUUGUUUAAGGGGUCUUGUUUGGCAGUUGAUCUCUGGAAGUCGGGAUCUUUUGCUGAUGAACCCUGGUGUUUAUGAGCAAUUAGUAAUAUAUGAGACAUCAGCUUCAGAACUGGAUAUAAUUCGGGAUAUUUCACGUACCUUCCCUUCUCAUGUUUUCUUCCGCCAGAGACAUGGACCUGGUCAAAGGUCUCUUUACAAUGUUUUGAAGGCAUAUUCUGUAUAUGACAGAGAUGUUGGAUAUGUUCAGGGAAUGGGAUUUCUAGCUGGUCUUUUACUUCUUUACAUGAGCGAAGAGGACGCGUUUUGGUUACUGGUUGCAUUACUGAAAGGUGCUGUCCAUGCCCCAAUGGAAGGAUUGUAUCAGGUGGGGCUACCUCUUGUGCAACAGUACUUGUUUCAGUUUGACCACUUGGUGCAAGAGCACUUGCCAAGGCUUGGAGAACAUUUUACUAAAGAAAUGAUAAAUCCUAGCAUGUAUGCAAGUCAGUGGUUCAUAACUGUUUUCUCUUACUCUUUUCCAUUCCAUUUGGCGCUCCGAAUUUGGGAUGUCUUCCUCUUUGAAGGUGUUAAAAUUGUUUUCAAAGUUGGUUUGGCCCUCUUGAAAUACUGCCAUGAUGGCUUGGUAAAAUUACCCUUUGAGAAACUCAUACAUGCUUUGCGUAACUUCCCUGAGCAUGCCAUGGAACCAGAUACACUAUUGCCAAUGGCUUACUCGAUAAAGGUCUCAAGGCGUUUGGAGGAACUGAAGCAUGAGUAUGAAAAGAAGAAUGGAAAAUUAGUUCAGUCUGCAGAAACUAAUUUAAAAAAGCUGCAAUGAAGGAUCUUCUACCUACUACAAUGGUUUGUUAAUCCGUACACUCCAAUUCUUUGUGUCUCUAAUUCUCUGCUUUAUUGUCUAUAUGUGUAUAAAGAAGUGUAGAUCUAAAUGUUUAGGUGUGUGUGGUGGGCUAGUUCUGCCAAGCACCUUGCUUAAAUUCAGUGAGAAUGUAAAGAGUUGUGAAUAAUAAGAAUUGCAUGCAUGUUCACAA
This is a messenger RNA of Mangifera indica (mango), 1650 nucleotides long. Its product is annotated as EVI5-like protein. The coding region runs from base 360 to 1439 and encodes 359 amino acids. Lineage: Eukaryota; Viridiplantae; Streptophyta; Magnoliopsida; Sapindales; Anacardiaceae. The transcript has 9 exons. The record is from RefSeq and is a predicted model, not a curated record.